This is a messenger RNA of Anopheles cruzii, 1192 nucleotides long. RefSeq names its product vacuolar protein sorting-associated protein VTA1 homolog (gene Vta1). Gene Ontology annotation, biological process: late endosome to vacuole transport via multivesicular body sorting pathway. The record is from RefSeq and is a predicted model, not a curated record. The transcript has a single exon. Gene Ontology annotation, cellular component: multivesicular body. NCBI's taxonomy places the organism in Eukaryota, Metazoa, Arthropoda, Insecta, Diptera, Culicidae. The coding region runs from base 120 to 1073 and encodes 317 amino acids.
GCACGACGCAAAUGUCAAAGUGCUUUGUGAGUUUUCCGUGAUUACUCAUCGUCGCGGAACAGGGAAGCCAACAGUCGGGAAGGUAUUCUCCGCUUUCGGGUGUUUCCAGGGAGGCGACCAUGGCGACCAACUUUCCGCCCGUUUCGGAGCUGAUGAAACCGAUUCAGCACUACCUGAAGACGGCCCAAGAGCACGAUGGCCGCGAUCCGAUCGUGGCCUACUGGUGCCGUCUGUACGCCCUGCAGAUGGGGCUGAAAAUAGCGAACCAGGGAGCGAACGAACGGAAGCUGCUGCUGGCGAUUAUGGACUGGCUGGAGACGACCAAAACGCAAAUGGCGGACAACGAAUCGGUCACGAACGAGGUGGCGGCCCAGGCGUAUCUGGAAAAUUACGCCCUCAAGCUGUUUCUGUACGCCGACAAGCAGGACCGGGCCAGCAAUUUCGGCAAGAACGUGGUCAAAGCGUUUUACACCGCGGGCAUGAUUUACGACGUGUGCCAGAUAUUCGGCGAACUGACGGAGGAAGUGACCCAGAAUCGCAAGUACGCCAAGUGGAAGGCAUCGUACAUUCACAACUGUCUCAAGAACGGCGAAACGCCCGUGCCGGGUCCGAUGCCCGCGGAAGACGAUAAGGAGCUGGACAACGAACUGGAGGCCCUCGGUGGUGGUGCUGGUGGGCCGGAGGCACCGAAUGCCGAUAGUCAACCCGGACCCAGUCAUGCUCCACCGCAAGUCCCGCAGCCGCCGCGCGUACCAUCGCAACCGUACACACCACCACCGGCUGUCCCAUCAUCCUACGCCACCACCGAUCCGUUCAGCAACGUCAAAGCACCGACACCACCGAGCGAACCGGAGAAGUCACCCGGAGGUUUCCAAGCGUACACCGGACCGGGUGGUCCCGCCACUGGUGGCCCGGUAAACCCGGCCGGUGUUCCGCUACGACCGGAGCAGCUGGCCAAGGCGCAAAAAUACUGUCGCUGGGCCGAAAGUGCCCUCAACUACGAGGAUUUGACAACGUCGAUCGAUAAUCUCCAGAAAGCGCUCCGUUUGCUGCAAACCGGCCAGGAUGGUUAGCCUCGAAAUGAAUGGUUUUUUUUGUUACAUCUUAGUCCCUUAUAAUCCCGCGUGCCGCACCCGUCUUUGUGUUUAACCUUUCUAGAACUGUACAAUAAACGUACCUGCUUCGAGACUCC